Molecule: messenger RNA, 4535 nt
Organism: Alligator mississippiensis (American alligator)
Lineage: Eukaryota; Metazoa; Chordata; Crocodylia; Alligatoridae
Product: F-box only protein 2
Exons: 6
Coding region: 2310-3053 (247 amino acids)
Biological process (GO): SCF-dependent proteasomal ubiquitin-dependent protein catabolic process; glycoprotein catabolic process
Cellular component (GO): cytoplasm; SCF ubiquitin ligase complex
Molecular function (GO): ubiquitin protein ligase activity; protein binding
Source: RefSeq, a predicted model, not a curated record
CGGCCCGCCCGCGGAACAGAGCCGAGAACACCUCCCCUAGCGGCGCAGAGGAAUGGCAGCGAGCUGCACACGGGGGCUGUCGUAGAGGAAGCCCUGUCGGUCCCUCUGCCGGGGCGCUCCUCUGUUUUUCUCUUGAAGAGGACAUAGGUUUGAAAGGAUAGAGGAGCACAAAACCAGACUGUCCCCUGUGAUGGCCACCCUAAUGUUAGCACUGGUUUGGGUUUGGAGUAGUCGUGUUCAGGCCAACCAGCCGUGUCCCCCCUUCUAGUGCAUCUCGGCCUCUCGCGCGCUAACAGCGAGCCUAGGGACUAUCUCAAGUCCUGCACUACAGAGUCUGGGGUGGGGGAUGUUUGUAUUUGGAGGCAUUUAAUCCCAACACCUCCAGGACAGGAUGCCUGCCAACGAAUUGGGGGGUAUCUGGAGUCCCAGGGUGAUAUCCUUGGGAUGGAGGAUGCUUGCCAGCUGUAGCACCAUACUGGCUUUUAGGACAAUUGAGUUCUGCUUGCUCAAUUGUUAUGGUUUUUGAGUUCUGCUCAAUCAAUAUGAUUUGGGACUGAUUUGGCUAAUUUGACCUGGGACAUUAUUAAAAUGUCCCCCACGCAAACUGAGCUGCGCACCAAGGACAUCGAAACAGUUUUGUGUGUGAAUGUGCCAAUGGGGGUUAAGAGCUCUAGGAGCUGCCCUGAAAUGACUGUGUAAUGAGGCCUUCAAAGGGAAGUCAUUUUGCAAACCCAGUACCCUCCUUGUCAGUGCUACCAAAAUUAAUCACACCAGCACUUUGGUAGAGUGGCCCAAAUUCACGCAUAGUGCAGUGGGGUGGCUGCAUGAGCCCUGUGCCUGCAGUGGGGUGGCUGCAUGAGCCCUGCACCUUUUGCUUCUCCGCUGCACUUUCCUAUUACAUCCAAAAUGAGACUGCAGGUUGGCAGGCCCUGUGUGCUUGCUCCACCCAGCAAACACCUGACCCCACCCUAUGCAAAUAAUAAGUAAUUAAAAUGACAUUGCUUAGCCUUACCCUGGAAAUAGCCUAGGCUCCUAUUACACAGUCAUGCAGCCAGUAAUUUGACACAUGUGGGGAGUCUGGGCCCUGUUGAAGAUCAGCCUGGAGGUAUUUCAAGUUGGGAUUUCCACACCCCAGCCCCCCAUCCUGCCUCCCAAAGAGCAGACGCACCACAAGUCAGAGGUCGCUGAAAAGUGGAUGCCUGCGCACAACUGAGGAAGGAAGUGAGAAAGCAGGAGGAGGAAUGAAGAGGAGCCCAGAUGGAGGUGGGGGCUGGACUGUAAUUAUGCAGAUACUUCAAGGGGAGGAGGAAGGCCUUGCAACUGCAGUGCGAGGGGACAAGAAGCUGGGUGCGAGGAGGAGGUGUCAGUAGCUCUGAGAUAUUCCACUUGCUCAUGCAAUUCGUUGUAAAUAAAAACCGGUGUCUAGGGGAAGGACUCUGCUUCCUGGGAGCAGAGGUUUCCAGGUAUGGAGAUGGCAUCAGCCUACAUGCCCCAAAUAGCUGUGUGCUCUUCCGUCCAGGCAGAGCACACACCAACUGCAGAUGCUUCCUCAGCCUGAUGAAGGGUAUUUGUAACCAAAAGCUCGCAAAGAAGAAUUUUUCCAACUAUUUGAUUUGCUCUAAUAAAAGAUAUCAGAUUUAUCCAAAGAACCUUGUCUGCCAAAUAAGCUGGGCACCUCUGAUCCCCAAACCUGAGACCCCACCUCAUCUAUAAGUAGGAUAUGUAUACCAUCCUCAGCUCUGUGGUCCCUGUACUUCACACCCACUGACCCAUAAGCAAUGUGGGAGGGUGGGCACUUUGGACACUGCAGCAAUCCAGGACUCCCCUUACAUUGGCUUCUGCCUGGCACAGGCCAGGGGUUGGAGUCCUGGGCCAAACCAAUCCCUUUCCCAUGCCAUGAGGUGCAUAAGGGAGUGCUGCAUGAUGGCAAAAGGCAAGAAAAUUGCACCAAGCACUAUUCAGACCUGGUGACAUUAUUCUUCUUCUACCAACUGGGGAAACUGAGGCAAUGAGAUUUGCCCACAUUCACACAGUGACCCAAUGGUGGAGAUAAAGGUAGGGAUCGGUAUGCCCUGGUACCCGAUCCCAUGCUUACGCCAUCCCAGGCAAGCCUCCAGGCAGGUCAGCAUGAAAACACAAGCCAAUAAAUGAUGCAGUUGCGAGUGGCAAAGGCUACUGCUCUGCCCCUUUAAGAGGGGAGCCCAUCCUGCCUCUCCUGGCUCUGACGAGGAAGAGUCAGCAACACUUGCUUGCGACAGAUCAGUCCAGAGCGGCGCAGCAACCUCAGAAGCAGUGGCUCAGGUGGCAGGAUGGACUCCCUUCCAGAGGCAGUGCUCAUUCGGAUCUUGGCCUUCAUCCCUGCUGUGGACCUGGUGCUGGUGUGCCGCCUGGUUUGCUGCCAGUGGAAGAACCUUGUGGAUGGAGCAGCUCUCUGGAUCCUGAAAUGCCAGCAAGAGGGCUUUGCCGAAGAGGAGCCCGCAGAGGAGGCAGAUAACUGGCAGAUGUUCUACUUCCUCAACAAGAGGAAGAGGAACUUAAUCAAGAACCCAUGUGGGGAAGAGGAUCUGGAGCACUGGGGGGAUGUGGCAAAUGGAGGUGAUGGCUGGAAGGUGGAGGAGCUCCCUGGGGACUUCGGGGAAAGCUUUCCCAGCGAUGGAGUCCACAAGUACUUCGUCACAUCUUAUGAGUGGUGCCGCAAGUCUCAGGUCAUUGACCUCCGGGCUGAGGGGUAUUGGGAGGAGCUGAUGGACACCACCCAGCCUAAAAUUGUGGUGAAGGACUGGUAUGCAGGUCGCCGCGAUGCUGGCUGCCUCUAUGAGUUCUCUGCAAAGCUGCUGUCGGAGCAUGAGGAUGUCCUGGCAGAGUACAAGAGUGAGACCAUUGCUAUUCCAGAGGACAACGAUGGCAGCUGGAAUGAGGCCUCUCACACCUUCUCUGACUACGGCCCAGGGGUCCGCUUCAUUUGCUUCGAACACGGUGGUCAGGACACUCUUUUCUGGAAAGGCUGGUAUGGGGUCCGCGUGACUAACAGCAGCGUGAUGGUGGAGCCAUAGCCUGGCCAUGGGCCCUUGGAUCAGGCUAGGUCCUGCUCACCGGAACUGACUUUCAAGCCCUCCGUGGCCUUCAUAUGGUUUCUGCAUGGUGCUGCUUCCAGAAUCAAGGCUGGCAGUCUGGGCCACGAGCAUAUAACCUGCUGUGUGUGUGUGUGUGUGUGUGUGUGUGUGUGUGGGCCACGAGCAUAUAACCUGCUGUGUGUGUGUGUGUGUGUGUGUGUGUGUGUGUGUGUGUGUGUGUGUGUGUGUGGGCCACGAGCAUAUAACCUGCUGUGUGUGUGUGUGUGUGUGUGUGUGGGCCACGAGCAUAUAACCUGCUCUGUGUGUGUGUGUGUGUGUGUGUGUGUGUGGGCCACGAGCAUAUAACCUGCUGUGUGUGUGUGUGUGUGUGUGUGUGUGUGAGAAAGAGAGGAAGUCCUGUAAGCUACUGCCUGCUGAGGCUUUGGGACACAUGUUGCUUCCAACACUAACCCCUCCUCCCCUGCCCUCCUCCGCCCUCAGCAGAUGCUCCCACCUCCAAGUCCAACCCAGUCACCUUUGGGGGGGAUGCGGCCCUCAAUUUUUUGGAAGCUUUAAAGAGUGAGAGAGAGGCCUGUAAGAUCCAGACCCAGGAAACUGUCAGUUCUUAUCCCUGCUUUGCCACUGACUCCUUCUGUGACCUGGGUCAAGUCUUUUAACCUCUCCCCUCCCAUUUAUUAAAUAGGGAUACAAGUUACCUGCUUUCCUUCAGCCUGGCAAGGGAAGUCUGCCUAAUGUGUAGCUUAGAGGGUGGACAGCCAUGCUCUAGAUAAAAGGCUUCCAGACAGCACCGUUGGCUCUGUGCUGCAGAAACAGGGGACCCCUCGAAGCCACCUCUGCCCCAAGGCUCCUCAGACUCCCCAGACCCUAGACACUCUACUAUGAGCUCUACUUGCUCCAAGGCUCUUCCUGUGCACCUGGAAAUGGCACAUCCCCCUCCACACCAAAUGCUUUUUUGCCAGAUCACGCUUAGGUGCAUCUCCUCACCUAAUACCUUGCCGAAUUGCUGAGGGCUCCAGGCCACAGCACUGGCCUUAGUCGAGCACAGCUUCUGUUGAGACGGUCUUCUGGAAGAGGGCUCCCUCCCCUGAGUAGGCUGGCUGAGUGUUGAGGGAGCAGGUGUGUGUGUGAGUGAGUGAGAGAGUGGGAGCAGUUGUGUGCACGUGUGUGUGAGUGCAUAUGUGUGUGUCUGUGUGUGCAUGUGCACAUACAUGUACACGUCCUCUUUGCUGGGCCUGCCAGGGCAGUGUACGCAGUUUAACCCCUUAGCACCAGGGCACACCAUUAUCCAGUACAACAUGCUCACUUUUUCCUUUGCAAAAAGCGAGAAUUUCUGAGCCACCCCAGCCCUGCGCCUUGCCAGGCUCUCUGCAACUGGCUAUGCCUGGAAAUGUGGCCCCACAUGCAUCCUCAGCCACUGAGAACACCCCUGUGGGUGAAGGCAAUAAACAAGGCUCUUGUGAA